Messenger RNA from Lolium perenne, 372 nucleotides. Lineage: Eukaryota; Viridiplantae; Streptophyta; Magnoliopsida; Poales; Poaceae. The record is from RefSeq and is a predicted model, not a curated record.
AUGCCUCCCCGCCGCCGCUCGAGCUCCGGCUACCGCGGCGUCCGCGCGCGGCCGAACGGCACCUUCUACGCCGAGAUCCGGAGCGGCGACGAGCGCAUCGGGCUCGGGACGUUCGAGACCGCGCACGGCGCGCGCGUACGACGCGGUCGCCGGCGCCUCGGCCGCUCCCGCCGCUCGAUGAACUUCGACGAUGUUUGGACGCGGCAGCGAGCGGCAGCCCUUGCGCCGCUGCCGCCGGCCGUCACGCGCGAGGAGAGGCAGCGCCAGCGCGAGCUCGAGCAGCGCCUCGUCAUCGCGGAGCACGAUGAGCGCAUGCGCCUCGAGUGGGCGCGCCAGUUCCCGGAGGACGUCGCCGCGGUAGAAGCCUUAUAA